CUCUGUGACAUUUCUUGGUUGUUAGUGAUAUAGCCAUAGCUCUGUGUAAUUCAUCUAAGAGCAACGCGGUACGAUUUGGUACGAUUGUCGGUGACAGAGCUGUUACGAGAAUUUUAACCGAUCGCCAUGCAAGACACAAAGAGACUACAGGAGUUUAUGGAGCUAGUUGGUCGGCUGAAGCAUAUGAAAAGGAUGGGAUGGGUAAAACGAAAUAUAUCUGAUCCUGAAACAAUCGCUGGACACAUGUACCGUAUGGCAAUGUUAUCAUUUCUAGUAGAUGGAAAAGAAAAAUUAGACAAAACCAAAAUAAUGCAGAUGACAUUAAUUCAUGACCUAGCUGAAUGUAUUGUGGGAGACAUAACACCUCAUUGUGGCAUACCACCAGAUGAAAAACAUAGAAUGGAAGAUGAAGCUAUGGAAGAUAUUUGCAAGCUGUUAGGUGAUAAGGGACCUGAAAUAUUACAAAUAUUUCGUGAAUAUGAAAAGCAGGAAUCUCCUGAAGCACAAUAUGUUAAAGACUUGGAUAGACUAGACUUGUUGAUGCAAGCAUAUGAAUACGAAAAAAGAGAUAACAUUCCGGGAGAACUGGACGAAUUCUUUGUCGCGAUUAACGGCAAAAUCAGACAUCCUGUUAUCAAUAAAAUUGCUAUUGACAUAACCGAAGAGAGAGACCAAUUAUGUCGCAAUAUAAAUAUCUCGAAAUAGCAAAAGUUAUAAUCUAAAGACAAAUCUGGAAGGACAAGCUUUCAGAUAGCUCAAAUGAUAUUUUAAACGUUACCAUGUCA
Messenger RNA from Cyphomyrmex costatus, 785 nucleotides. RefSeq names its product HD domain-containing protein 2. The record is from RefSeq and is a predicted model, not a curated record. The transcript has 4 exons. Gene Ontology annotation, molecular function: 5'-deoxynucleotidase activity. The coding region runs from base 127 to 705 and encodes 192 amino acids. Lineage: Eukaryota; Metazoa; Arthropoda; Insecta; Hymenoptera; Formicidae. Gene Ontology annotation, cellular component: cytoplasm.